CGUAGUGUACGUCAUGACGUCUUAACGCGUCAACGCGGAAGUUCUGGUUGGACUUGAGAGGUUCUGAGCCACCGUUAGUCAACACUAAUAGUAGCUUAUUAGCUGCUAACUCGACUGAAAUAUGUCCGAUGAGGGAGAAACUGCACUACCAUGUGUUCUAAUAACAAGCUGUGAUCCUGGGUUUAAAGAAGAGGAGCUUGUCGUGCAGAUCUUGGGUGUAUCAGCAUUACCAGUACCCACUAAAAAAGAGGAUGAUGUGGUUUGGCAUCCAUGGACAAUCAACAACAAAUACUACACUGCAAAUAUCAGCCUUUGUGUCGUGCCAAGUCCAUUCAGCAUGAAUUUAGAAGUCGCCAGAUCCACGCAGGCUUUUAUUGUCUACUUUGACAGUAAAACUAAAGAUGGUCUUACAGCUGUCACGCCGUGGGUUGCACUGGUGGAGGAACUGGCUCCUGAGGUGCUCAUCUUGGUGUGUGACCAUGUGCGUGAAAACGGUGUAAGCAGACAAGAAGCUCAGCAGUGGUGCCUGGCUCAUGCAUUUGAACUGGUGGAGCUCAGUCCUGAGGAGCUGCCUGAUGAGGAUGAUGACUUUCCAGAGUCCACAGGAGUAAAGAGGAUCAUUCAGGCUCUCAAUGCUAAUGUGUGGUCCAGUGUGGAGAUGAAGGAUGAACACAAUCAGGGAUUUGGUCUGAUGAGCAGCUUGGUUGCAGCUCGUCACAACAACCCACGAUCUGUAGCAGAAACGCAGUGCCAGUCAAACCGUGCAGAUGAGAACACAGAAGGACAGAAGACAGGAAGCUGUGAGAACAGUACACAGGAAGUGGACUCAAUAGUAGACCCGAUGACUGACAUGGACAUACAGGAGUUGGCCAACCUCACUGCUGGAGAUGCAGAUGUGGACAACUUUGAGCGUCUCUUUACUAAACUGAAAGAGAUGAAAGACAAAGCGUCUUCAAUGCCACAUGAGCAAAGGAAGGUGCAUGCAGAAAAGGUAGCCAAAGCAUUUUGGAUGGCAAUCGGUGGAGAUCAGGACGAGAUUGACGGUCUGUCAUCAGGGGAGGAGAGCUAAAGCAGAAGUCCUCUCCCCAGCAUCAGUCUGUUGCCCAUAAUCCUCCAGCACUGCCGUGUGAUUCGCAGCUUGUCUCCUGGGCACUGGGCUGUGGCAUCAAGAAAUAUGUGGGCAUGGUAGACAGGCUCCUCAUGAUAUUCUGGUUAUUACUCUCUCCAACACCAGCACCUUUGUCACCGAGUGCACAGCCAUUAUGGGCUGCUGUCUUUUAAACACUGUAAUCUAAGCUGAACGGGAGAGGGUGCGGCAGGCAGACUAAAAACUACACCAGAGAGGACCUCACCAAAAUCUUUAAGUCCAUCCUUGUGUUGCAUUGUUGCCCUAGGAGUGUGUGCAUGUGUGUACAAGCUCUUUUUUGGUGUGAGGGCAGAACUUGUCCAUAAUUUUGUUCAGAAUAUAAAAGAUCAAAAUUAUGGAUAAUUCAGUGUGGUUGGUUGGCCAUUCAAAUAAUUGAUCUAAAUAAUCUUGCAAUUUUUAUAGUCUCAAUCUGACCAAGCUUCACUUUUAAUAAUGAACAUUUCUGACAUACUAUUCAUUAAAUUGUCUUUGUGUAUAAAAAUUGAUGUCUGAGACAUGUGGAAUUGAAAAUAUGUAAAACAAAAUCUUUACAAUCCCCUCACAAGCUGCACAAACUCCAUAAAUUCAGUUUAAAAUACACAUUUUAUUACAAAUCUUUUGAAUAACAAAAUUAAGCAAUAUAAUAGCUAAACAGUUAAUGUAAGGAAAAUCUAUGCAGGAACAGUAGUGGAGAAAAAAACACAUUUAAAGCAAACGGAAACGAAGCAACAUCAGAAAAAUAUAUAGGGGUAAUUAUUAAGCAUUGAAACCAUAAGACAGAAACAGAGAUUUACAUUUGCAUCACAUAAUGAGCAUAUGUAUGGAUAAGAACAUGAUACUACAAAGCGGUAUUUCAAUUUGAAAAAAAAAAAAAAAAAGAAAUCGACAAGAAUCAUAACCCUACAUGGACACUGCUGACACUACAGAUCCAGCAGGGUCCUCAGCACUGGAUGCACAGUUUAGGGCUCGGUGUUAAGAGAAGAUCAAACCACAGGGAUCAACAAUUCUGUAAAUGCAGUUCCUUACGACUUCAUUGAUGACACAGGCUCAUUUUCCAUAAAUCAGCUGUAAGAGCUUUGAGAGGAAUCGAGUGAGCGAUAUUUCAACAUGUGAUUGCCUGAGCUAUCAGCAGGAGGCAGCUGGGGUCUGCAGUGUACCUGCUCUCAAAUCAAGCACAACUGCUGAGCUUUACUGGUAACUCAAGAAUUGCAAGACAAUGCAAUUAAUCAAAAAGGAUCAAGUCUGUAAUUAUAUAAUCAUAACCUCAUAACUACAUACAAGGAAAUACACUGUAGGACCUGGCUCAAAAAAAAAAAAACACAAUUUCAACCUGUGUUAAAAAAACAAACCAAAAAAAAAAAAAAGUGAGCAUCCACUAGGAGCUGCCAGCAGUGUUCUCCUCACACUAACAUUCGUUCCAAAAAUAUCUUUAUAGUCUUCAAUAUACAAUAGAUCGCCCAUUUUCUUUGACACAGUAAUAACUGGCAGUGACAAAAUUGACUAUAUAUAAAUGUGUGCAAGAAGCAGUUUUCUUUCACAUGGCCAGAUGGACCUGAGUUUGAAUUUGCUGUUUGUUUGUUUUUCCUGCCAUACAGACUGGUAUAUUGUGAGUGAAUUAACUUCACAAAUAACUGCAGUGCACCCAUAGGAUGUGAAGGUCUAUGUAUAUCUAUGUAUAUCCUGCAUGUAUUUCUUGGGCUAGUUGUAUCUGCUAUGCGAGUGAAAAACCUGCAGGUAAGAUUGGGACUCUCUCAUAUCUAUAUACACAAGUGCAAGGGUAAAAGCAGUAACGGACGAUGAUCUUGGGUCGGCACACCCACAGGCUGCCUGGGUCUAAAAUUCAAGGUUGAGAAAUUUGAAAACAAACA
This is a messenger RNA of Tachysurus fulvidraco (yellow catfish), 2994 nucleotides long. RefSeq names its product alpha and gamma adaptin binding protein (gene aagab). NCBI's taxonomy places the organism in Eukaryota, Metazoa, Chordata, Actinopteri, Siluriformes, Bagridae. The record is from RefSeq and is a predicted model, not a curated record. The coding region runs from base 122 to 1069 and encodes 315 amino acids. The transcript is spliced from 10 exons.